Canis lupus familiaris (dog) is the source of this 2183-nucleotide messenger RNA. RefSeq names its product polyunsaturated fatty acid (12S)/(13S)-lipoxygenase, epidermal-type-like. Gene Ontology annotation, cellular component: plasma membrane; cytosol. The record is from RefSeq and is a predicted model, not a curated record. Gene Ontology annotation, molecular function: iron ion binding; arachidonate 12(S)-lipoxygenase activity; protein binding. Gene Ontology annotation, biological process: lipid oxidation; linoleic acid metabolic process. NCBI's taxonomy places the organism in Eukaryota, Metazoa, Chordata, Mammalia, Carnivora, Canidae.
AUGGGCAAGUACACGAUCCGCGUGGUCACCGGGGACUCGCUCCUGGCGGGUUCCUGCAACCAGGUGCAGCUGUGGCUGGUCGGCGAGCACUGGGAGGCCGACCUGGGGCAGAAGCUGAGGCCCAUGCGCCGCGGGGUCAGUGCGCAGCGGUCCGCCCCCCUCCACCUGGGCCGCCUCCCGCUGGUGAAGCUUCGCAAGGACGAACACUUGGGGGACUUCGACUGGUUCUGCAAGUGGAUCUCCGUGCGCGGCCCCGGGACCAACGGCGAGGCCCUAUUCCCCUGCUACUGCUGGGUGCAGGGCUCUGGGAUCGUCUGUCUGCCCGAGGGCACCGCCGGACCCGUGAGCGACGACCAGAGCCUGUUUAAGACGCACCGAGAGCAGGAAAUCCAGAAAAGAAAGAGGAUGUACCGGUGGGGCUCCUGGAAAGAUGGGUUAAUACUGCCUGUAGCAGGGAGAACACCGUGGGACCUCCCCAAGAAUGAGAGAUUCCAGGAGGAUAAGGAUUUUGACUUCUCUUUCUCGCUGGCAAAAGCGUUGGAGGGCUUGGUCCUCAAGGGGACAAAUCCAGUUAAAAGACCGGAAGAUUUCAAAAGAAUAUUCCCAAGUGCGAAGACUGCGCUGGCUGAGAAGGUUUGAAAUUCCUGGAAGGAUGAUGCCCUCUUCGGGUACCAGUUCCUCAGUGGUGCAAACCCCAUGCUCCUGCGCUCGAGCAGCCUCCCAGCCUGGCUGGUGCUGCCUCCAGGGAUGGAAGACUUGAAGACCCAGUUGGAGAAAGAACUCCAGGCUGGAUCUCUAUUUGAAGCUGAUUUCCUGCUAGAUGGGGUCAAGCUUAAUGUAAUCAUUUUAAAACAACAAUAUGUGGCCGCCCCUCUGGUUAUGCUGAAGCUGCAGCCUGAUGGGAAGCUCUUACCCAUGGUCAUCCAGCUGCAGCCUCCUCAUCACGGCUGCCCCACACCCAUGCUGCCCUCCAACCCCCCUAUGGCCUGGCUGCUGGCCAAGACCUGGGUCCGUAGCUCUGACUUCCAGAUGCACCAGCUACAGUCACAUCUCCUGCGGGGACACCUGAUGGCUGAGGUUAUUUCUGUGGCCACGAUGAGGACCCUGCCCAGCCUGCAUCCCAUCUACAAGCUUCUGAUCCCACACUUCCGCCACACCAUGGAGAUCAACAUCCCCGCCUGGAGCAAUCUUGUCUCCAGAUGGGGAAUUUUUGACCUGGGGGUGAGCACCAGUAGCGGAGGCCAUGUGGACAUUCUCCAGAGAGCCACAGCUUGCUUGACCUAUCAUUCCCUCUGCCCUCUGGCCGACCUGGCUGACCGUGGGCUCUUGGAUGUGAAGGCUUCUCUAGGCCAAGAUGCCCUCAGGCUGUGGGGGAUCAUCAGCCGGUACGUGGAGGGGAUGGUCGGUCUUUUCUACAUGACUGAUGAAGCUGUGAGGGAUGAUCCAGAGCUGCAGGCCUGGUGCAGAGAGAUCACCGAGACGGGGUUGCAGGGUGCCCGGGACCGGGGGUUCCCCGUCUCCUUAGACACCCGGGUUCAGCUCUGCCACUUUGUCACCAUGUGUAUCUUCAUGUGCCCAGGUCAGCAUGCCUCUGCCCACCUGGGCCAGCUGGACUGGUACUCCUGGAUCCCCAACGGCCCGUGCACCAUGCGGAAGCCCCCGCCCGUCUCCAAGGACGUGACAGAGAAGGAUAUAAUGGACUCGCUGCCCACGGCCCACCAGGCCCACAUGCAGAAGACCUUCACAAAGUUCCUUGGCAGACGCCAGCCCAUCAUGGUGGCCCUGGGGCAGCACAAGGAGAGAUAUUUCUCAGGCCCUCGGCCCCAGGCCGUGGCUGCCGUGGACCAGGAGAUAGAGGCCCGCAAUGCAGGCCUGCAGCUGCCCUAUGAGUACCUUCGACCCAGCAUGGUGGAGAACAGCGUGACCAUAUGAGAAGGGUCACCCCGGAGCUCCGGCCUCCCCAAGUGCCUCUGAGCACCCUCCACGUUCCUUGGCCACAUCCUCUUGUGACCAGACUGACCACCCCCCCAUGCUGUGUCGUCCAGGCGCCCAAGGCGGCUGCCUCAAACAGCUCCAGGGGACUCACAGGGAGGGGUUCCUGUUGACUUCUGGAGCCCAGCAUCCCCUGUGCCCACCCUACCUUAAUGUCCAGCCUGUCCUGCACUUCGGCCCUCUCCUUUUCC